AAGCCGGAGAACAUACUGCUGUCGCACGCGCACUCGCUCCCCAUCAAGCUCGUUGACUUCUGCAGCGCUGCUCUCUUCCUCCCCGCGCCCGCCCCCACCACCGGGGCCACCAGCAGCAGCCACAGUGCCAGCACGGGGGAGGGCACGGGAGGGCGGGGAGGUGCUGAGGGACUUCAUGGGCACGGCGUUCUACGCCGCGCCUGAGGUGUGGCGGCACGCGUACGGCCCCCAGGCGGACGUGUGGAGUGCAGGGGCCGUGGUGGCCGUUCUGCUCACGGGGCCGCCUCCCAGUGGACUCACCUGCGCCACGGUGCACUCAAAUGCCACGUGGCAGGCCAUGCAGAGACCUCGCUUGCGGCUUGACUCCGUCUCAUUGGCCAUGUUGUUUCACCGCACCUUCAACCUUCACCAGCAUGUCCACCACCUCCCAGCUUAUCCCCACUCGACCCUUCUCUUACCCCAAUCCACCCCUCAUCAGAAAGGGAUAGUUCCAACUUUACCCUCGGAAACCUCACCAGCAGCGCGCUCGUUCCUGCGUGUCGUGUUGGAGCCCGACCCCUGCCAGCGCCCCUCAGCAGCCCACGCGCUGCUCCACCCGUGGCUGGCUGGCGCUGCGGCGGGCGCUGCAGGCAGUGGCGCAGAGGUCGCUUCAGGGGCCAUUGCAGGGGCCGUUGUCGUGACAGGGGAUGGUGCUGGCAAGUGGGGCCCGCCCGCUGUGGUGGCGCCUGGGGCGAGCGCAGGGGAGGAGCACACGGAGGCGAGGGCGAGGGGGGCUGCGGCAGAGAUGCCGGAGGAGGGGAUGGGGAAAGGGGGAGAGGAGGACGGGGAGAGGAGCAUUAAGAACGAGGAGAGCGGGGAGAGGGAAGGGGAGGUGGCGGCCAGACGGACGGGGCAAGAGGAAGAGGGGGUGGUAGGGAAGGGGCCAGCACAGGGAGGGGCGGCAGCAGAGGGGCGUGUGCGGGGGGGCGUGCAGCUGGAGGGGUCGCUGCGAGGCUUCCGCAUGUACGCAGCUACCAGGAAGCUGCAGCGCGCGUGCGUUGCCCUGCUGUCUCUGGAGCUCAGCGAGUCGGAGUUCCGCCAGCUUGUGCGCCAGCUGGCGAGUGCCACGUCAGCACCGGGCACGUCACUGGAGGCAGUGAGCGAAGCAGGUGGGACUGUGGAUGGGCAGAGCGACGACAGGGGUGAGCAGCAGCAGCAGCAGCAGCAGUGCCCCCCUUCGGCCAUGCUGUCUCUACCGGCGCUGCUGGCGAGUCUAGACGCCCUGGGGCACCAGCGGUUGUCACAUCAGCUCAUGGGCCUGCACAGCAGCGUCAUGCCUCACAGCAUGCUGGCUCACGUGCCUCCCACUGUGACGCUGCAAGCAGGAGCGGUGCAGAGCGGUUCUGGCGCUGCUGGUAGCAGUGCAGCGGGCGGGGAAAGGGAGAGGGAGGGGUGUGUGCGAGGUGGUUCUGGUAUCGCUGCUACGCUGGGGAAGCAGCGUCAGGAGCAGCAGCAGCAGCAGCAGCAGGGAGCAGCGACCACCUCUCUCACCCAUCAACCCUCGGUCCUGCCUCCCUCGUCCUCCUCCCUGGCCAUCCCUCCCGUGCCUCUGUUUGACCUGCUCGACUUCUCUGCCCUCGUGACACGCCACCACGACGUGCACCGCCUGCACCACCACCCCCACCCUGACCACCCCCCCCACCACCAAUCCGUCGCCCAUGCUGCUGCUGCUGUGCGGGGUGCUGCAGGUGGAGGAGGGAGGAGGGAGGGGAAGGGGAAGGGGAAGGCGGUCAGUCCGGAGGGCGGGGGCAAGAGUGUGGAGGGUGGGAGCAGCCAUCGUGGGUCGCGGCGGUUCUUAGGGCUUAUGAGGGAAGGCGAGGGCGAGAAGGAAGGAGAGGGUGACGGCAGUGUGCACGGCGGCAGUGUGCACGGCGGCAGUGUGCACGGCGGCAGUGUGCACGGCGGCAGUGUGCACGGCGGCAGUGUGCAUGGCGGCAGCCUUCACGGGUCACGGCGGUUCUUGAGUGUGAUGAGAGCGAGGGAGGGCGAUCAGCACGAGGGCGGCAGCAGCCAGCACGGCUCCCGGCGCUUCUUUGGCCUCUUGGGGGGCAGGGAGCAGCACAAGGCGAGUAGCGGGGCGGGGAAGGAGGGCGGGGCGGGGGGCAGCCAGCACGGGUCACGGCGGUUCUUCAGCAUGAUGCAUGGCAGCGGGGCGCCCAGCCCUGCAGCAGCAGGCUUGCCCAGCCCCGGAGGCAGCCUGCGAGGAAGCUUCCGCAUGGCCAGGCGCCUGGGGCUGCUGAGGGCAGGUGGGGAGGAGGGCGAGGGCGAGGAGGAGGACAUAGCAAGUCCUGGUGCCGAUGGCGAUGUGGUGGGCGCAAUGGGUGCCCGCAGUGCAGCCCCGCUGGCCCUGAGAGGGCCGCUGUCUCCGCGCUCGCCAUCCGCCACCGCUCACAGCGACAACGCUGGUGGGUGGGCGCGACGACUCAACGCCCGUGCCAGUGCGGGUGGUGCCGGGAUGACGUGGCAGUCUCCCGUUGGCCCGGGGAAGAGCCCCCUGGCCCUGGGUGUCUCGCCCCAGUCGGGUGAGCGGCAGCAGGGGCGAGGGGUGGUGGGAGAUGGAGCAGGCAGUGGUGCUGCUGCUGCUGGUGGCGUUGGUCAUGCGGAUCACGGUGGGUUACCGGGUGGAGUGGGCAUGAUGAGCUGCCAGCGAGUGCAGUCGUGUGUGGACCUGGCCGCCAUGGGUGGAGAUGAGUCCAGUCCUGCUGCAGGCAAGGCCGGUACCAGAGGGUGGGGGAGGGGGAGGGGGAAGGGGGGGUUCUGGGGCCCGGUGAAAGGGGGAGUGCAGGGCGGUGGUGGCGUGGGUGGAAUGAAUGGCAAAGGGACAUCUGUGCACGGAGAAUGCCUGUACAGGGAGUUUCUGCUCAGCGAGUGCACGCCUUGA
Molecule: messenger RNA, 2920 nt
Organism: Closterium sp. Naga37s-1
Lineage: Eukaryota; Viridiplantae; Streptophyta; Zygnematophyceae; Desmidiales; Closteriaceae
Source: the annotation of a GenBank genome assembly